CGUCAUGAUGUUUUUACACACGUGUUGGGAUUUGUAUCUGUGUGAGAGAUAUUUCGGUUCAGUUGUUAUAGACAGAUCAGCUUUGAGCGCACGAGCUGGAGGAAAUCAGCUGUUGUCUCUCUGAUAAGGCGACCAUGCAACAUAUGAAUAUGUACAUGGUUCCCAAUGAAGGGAUACCAGGCUGUCCUCCUGGAUUAGAGUACCUGACAGAGAUAGAUCAACUUCUGAUAAAACAGAAAGUUGAGCUUAUAGAAGCUCUGGUAGGCUUUGAGAGCAACAACAAAUAUGAGAUCCGUAACACACUGGGUCAGAACGUGUACUACGCGGUGGAGGAGAACGACUGUCUGACGCGUCAGUGUUGUGGGCCGCUGCGUUCUUUCACCAUGCGCAUCCUCGAUAACUUUGGACAGGAAAUCAUCACAGUCAACCGUCCACUCAAAUGCAUGUCCUGUUUCUUCCCAUGUUGUCUGCAAGAGUUGGAGGUCCAGGCUCCUCUAGGAAACACAGUGGGAUAUAUAUUGCAGCAGUGGCACCCUUUCUUUCCCAAGUUCAUCGUACAGAAUGAACACAGACAGCCGGUUCUCAAGCUCCAGGGGCCUUUCUGUGGCUGGAGCUGCCUGCCAGAUGUGGAUUUUGAGAUUUUGACCAUGGAUGGAGUCAGUAUCGGGAAGAUCAGCAAGCAGUGGACUGGACUUCUCAGAGAGAUGUUCACUGAUGCGGACAACUUUGGAAUUCAGUUCCCGAUGGAUCUUGAUGUGAGAAUGAAGGCUGUGAUGAUCGGAGCCUGCUUUCUUAUAGAUUUCAUGUUUUUUGAAACAAACAACUAGCUGCAAAGUGGAGGCAUGUCUGGUUCGUAGAUGUUGAGCUCUGAGAAAACAGAUGAAAAAGAAGACCUGACAUUUACCUUUGCACAACAUACAUCUGUGAAAGCAAAAUUAAUGCAUGUGAAUAAUAAUAAUAAUAAUGAGCUGAUAGAGACUUUGUAAAGUUGCUUCAGGUGUGUGAUAUAACUGGUUGUACUGACUGACUGUGUUAAUUUUUUCAUAUACACAUUAUAGAUUAUUGUAAAUAUUUUCUGCAUAAAUAGCAUCUUAAUGUAAUAGUUCACCCACAGAUGAAAAUUCUGGCAUCAUUUACUGACUCUACAAAAAACUGUAUGACUUACGUUUUUCAAUGCAACAUGAAUUUUCGGAGAUACUGAAUUUGGGAUUUUCAUUAGUUGUCAGUUUUAAU
Molecule: messenger RNA, 1233 nt
Organism: Xyrauchen texanus (razorback sucker)
Lineage: Eukaryota; Metazoa; Chordata; Actinopteri; Cypriniformes; Catostomidae
Product: phospholipid scramblase 2-like
Exons: 7
Coding region: 135-827 (230 amino acids)
Biological process (GO): plasma membrane phospholipid scrambling
Cellular component (GO): plasma membrane
Molecular function (GO): phospholipid scramblase activity
Source: RefSeq, a predicted model, not a curated record